AUGCACACCCCUACUCUCUCCCGUCGCCUCUCUCCUCCAUCUUUGUUGUGCGAAGGUCAAAGAAAUGCAGAGAAGAAGCUGGAGCAGCCAUGGCCGUCGCACGCCACCAGCCGGAGCCUCGCCGUUCGUCCGUCGCCGCCCGCGCGCCUCGCCCGCUUGCCCGACCCGUCGAAGACCAGCGAAGCUUGCAGCACCGUCGAGGAAGCUGCUCGCCGCCCACGCCUCUGCUCGCCGCUGCCGGAAGUCGCCGUCCUCGCCCCGCGUCGUCUCACCGCCGAGCUGCCGUCCUCGCGCGCCGCUGCUGGCUGCGCGUCUUGGCGGUCUUCUCGCCCAACUCAUUGUCCCGAGCUACUGUUCAGCUCGCGCAGGAGCCGCCGGAGCUCCCUUCGGCCAUCGUAUGCCACCACCUCGGCUCACCGGAGCCUCGAUUGCCCUCCACCGGCCUUGCCUUGCCAUCUCAGCCCCGAUCCGCCUCAUCUAGCUGCGAACAGAGGGUUGCAGAAAAUGGGUAUGGCAACGGACGUUUGGCCCGUUUUGGCCGACUUCCCGGCCCCGGAUGCUCGGCCCGCCUUGAGAAAAGUCGAUCAUCGCGUCGUUCUCGUCGUUUUGAUGAAUAACUUCAAAGGGCUGAUUCCUUCAUACCUAGAAAUGUAUCAGAGCUUGACAUUACUAGAUCUUUCUAGCAACAAUCUUAGUGGUCCUAUAAUAUUCCCCAUGGUUGGGAGCCUCAUCUAUUUGAAUUUGUCUUGGAAUUGUCUGAGUGGAGUCCUUCCGAUGGAAAUCGGGAACUUGAAACAUCUUAAUUCAAUGGAUGUCUCGGGAAAUAUUCUGGACGGUGAAAUCCCGAGCAGUCUAGGCAAUUGCGAUGGAUUGGUAACACUAAGAAUGCGAGGCAACCUCUUCCAUGGAUCCAUUCCUCAGUCAAUUAACUCAUUAAGAGGCCUUGAGGUAUUAGAUCUUUCCAACAACAAUUUCUAUGGUGAAAUUCCAAAGUUCUUAGAGGCAUUUCAGUUUUUGGAAAAUCUAAAUUUAUCUUACAAUCAUUUGGAAGGCCCGCUACCAAUUCAAGGAGUUUUGGGGAAUGUGAGUGUGACUUUUGUCACAGGAAAUGAAAAGCUCUGUGGAGGAAUGCCUGAAUUUGGGCUUCCUAAGUGCAUCUCUCGAAACUCCAAAAGUGGAGGAGUCAUCCAUAAGUUGAAAAUCACCAUUGCUGUUGUUUUUGGUCUUCUCGGAAUAACUCUUGUUGUCACUUUCUUAUAUCUAUGUUGGUUGAAGCAGAAAAGAAACGAGCCAACUUCAAGUGGCUCAAACAUUUCAUUGUUGAAUCUGUCUUAUGGAACUCUCCUAAAAGCGACCGAUGGUUUUUCUUCAACUAAUCUGAUUGGGGUCGGAAGUUUUGGGUCCGUCUACAAGGGACUGCUCCAGGAGAAUGGAAAUGUCAUUGCGGUGAAAGUGCUUAAUUUAACGCGGCAUGGUGCACUCAAGAGCUUCAAAGCUGAGUGUGAGGCAUUAAAGAGUAUAAAACACAGAAAUCUUCUGAAAGUCUUGACAGUGUGCUCAGGCGUUGAUUAUAAGGGUGAUGAGUUUAAGGCUUUAGUUUAUGAGUUCAUGGUCAAUGGCAACCUAGAAGAGUGGCUGCACCCAAAUCCAGCUCCAAAUAAUGCAGAUGGGCACUCGAAGAAAUUGAGUUUCCUCCAAAGGAUAAGCAUUUCCAUUGAUGUUGCUUUUGCAUUAGAUUAUCUCCACAAUCAAUGCGAAAUCCCCAUCAUUCAUUGUGAUCUAAAGCCAAGCAAUAUCCUUCUAGAUGCUGACAUGGUUGGACAUGUUGGUGACUUUGGGUUGGCGAAGAUUGUCCUUGAAUCCACGUUUGACACUAGAGCAAGUAUGAGUUCUAUUGGUUUAAGAGGAACAAUUGGUUAUGCUGCUCCCGAAUAUGCUUAUGUAAGCCAGGUCUCAAGAGAAGGUGAUGUCUACAGUUACGGCGUCCUCUUAUUAGAGAUGUUCACGGGAUUAAGUCCCACUAGCGACAUGUUGAGAGAAAAUUUGAGUCUUCAUAAUUAUGUUGAUGAGGCUCUGCCCCUACAAGCUAUGGAGAUUACCGAUCCUGGGCUAUUUCACGAAGGAGAGAGCCACAGCAGUUCUCAAGAUCUGCUUCGCGAAAGAAACCACAUAUUUCAUGAGUGUUUGGAGACAAUAUAUCGUAUUGGACUUGCUUGCUCUAUGGAGGAGCCUAGAAGACGCGUGAGCAUGGACAAAGUUGCGACCCAACUGUGCUUAAUCAGGAAGAAACUUUUUGCAGCUUCUUUAGUUGGAUGA
This is a messenger RNA of Eucalyptus grandis, 2316 nucleotides long. Its product is annotated as probable LRR receptor-like serine/threonine-protein kinase At3g47570. NCBI's taxonomy places the organism in Eukaryota, Viridiplantae, Streptophyta, Magnoliopsida, Myrtales, Myrtaceae. Gene Ontology annotation, molecular function: ATP binding; protein binding; protein kinase activity. Gene Ontology annotation, biological process: protein phosphorylation. Bases 1 to 2316 code for a protein of 771 amino acids. The record is from RefSeq and is a predicted model, not a curated record. The transcript has 3 exons.